CGGCCGUGGCGUCUGGGCCGCUGGAUGGAAGCGAGCUGGGUGCCGGCUGCCAUGGCUCUGGGGCUCUCCUCCAAGAAAGCUUCCUCCAGGAACAUCGCCGUGGAGAGGAAAAACCUCAUCACCGUCUGCAGGUUCUCGGUGAAGACCCUUCUGGAGAAGUACACGGCGGAUCCCAUCGACGACUCCUCCGAGGAGUUCGUGAACUUCGCCGCCAUCCUCGAGCAGAUCCUCAGCCACCGCUUCAAAGGCCCCGUCAGCUGGUUCAGCUCGGAUGGACAGCGCGGGUUUUGGGAUUACAUCCGCCUGGCCUGCAGCAAGGUCCCCAACAACUGCGUCAGCAGCAUCGAGAACAUGGAGAACAUCAGCACCUCAAGGGCCAAGGGCCGGGCCUGGAUCCGUGUGGCGCUGAUGGAGAAGCGAAUGUCCGAGUACAUCUCCACGGCCCUGCGCGACACUCGGACCACCAGGCGGUUUUACGAUGACGGGGCCAUCAUGCUGCGGGAGGAGUCCACGGUGCUCACGGGGAUGCUCAUCGGGCUCAGUGCCAUCGAUUUCAGCUUCUGCCUGAAGGGAGAGGUGAUGGACGGAAAAACGCCCGUGGUCAUCGACUACACGCCCUACCUGAAGUUCACGCAGAGCUAUGACUACCUGAGUGAGGAGGAGGAGCGGGGCAGUGUGGAGAGCAGCACAAGCGAGGACAGCUCACCUGAGCACCCCUACCUGCCCCUGGUCACCGACGAGGACAGCUGGUACAACAAGUGGCGCAAGAUGGAGCAGAAAUUCCGCAUCGUUUACGCCCAAAAGGGGUACCUGGAGGAGCUGGUGCGGCUGCGGGAGUCGCAGCUGAAGGACCUGGAGGCGGAGAACAAGCGGCUGAAGCUCCGGCUGGAGGAGGUGAUGGUGCAGAACCAGCUGGAGAAGAGGGAGCUGGAGGGCGUCAUCCUGGAGCUGCAGGAGCAGCUGACGGGGCUGAUCCCCUGCGAGAACCCACAGCUGGCCCAGCUCUCCAAGGAGAUGGUGACGCCCCUGGUCAACCAGUGGCCUUCCCUGGGGACCCUCAACGGCAACGAGAGCGGCUCGGACAGCAAACUCUACAGACGGGAAGGACCCCACGCCCUCCAUGCUGGGGCUCUGCGGCUCCCUGGCCUCCCUGCCCAGCUGCAAAUCCCUGGCCAGCCUCAAGUCCAACGAGUGCCUGGUGAGCGACAGCACGGAAGCCAGCCCGACCCGCAGCCCCAGCUGAGACCCCCGGCCCCCGCGCCGCCCCCCGCCCGGCCCAGCGCGGCGGCACAGGACUGAGCUCGGCCCCCCCUCGCCACCCCGGGACCAACGAGGGACUCGCCGGGGGACGCCGGGGAUCCCCCUCCCCAUCUCGAGACCCCAGCCCGGAGCCGGCUGGACACACGGACCUGUUGGGAUGGGGGGUGCAGGACUGGGAGCCAGGCGAGC
Hirundo rustica (Barn swallow) is the source of this 1449-nucleotide messenger RNA. It is a transcript of the gene RUNDC3A, whose product is annotated as RUN domain containing 3A. NCBI's taxonomy places the organism in Eukaryota, Metazoa, Chordata, Aves, Passeriformes, Hirundinidae. Bases 25 to 1299 code for a protein of 424 amino acids. The transcript has 10 exons. Gene Ontology annotation, cellular component: cytosol. The record is from RefSeq and is a predicted model, not a curated record.